This is a messenger RNA of Eufriesea mexicana, 433 nucleotides long. RefSeq names its product zinc finger X-chromosomal protein-like. Lineage: Eukaryota; Metazoa; Arthropoda; Insecta; Hymenoptera; Apidae. The transcript has a single exon. The record is from RefSeq and is a predicted model, not a curated record. Bases 4 to 291 code for a protein of 95 amino acids.
ACUAUGCCGAAGAACUUUCAAAGGAAUUGCAACUACCCGAUGAUGCCUCUGAUCAAGGACCUGACGGCCCUUUGGAUGGCGAAGCGAGUCGAGUUUCCGUAUCGGUGCGAGACGUGCGGCAAGGGAUAUCAGCAUCGCGCCACUCUGGUCAGACACACCAGGCACGAGUGCGGCAAGGAGCCGCAAUUCAAAUGUCCCUAUUGCGCCCAUAGAACCAAGCAGCGGGGCAAUCUUUAUCAACACAUUCGAACCAAUCAUCCUGGCAAGAACGUGUUCUCGAGUAGCAUCUAGAAGGCUCCUCCACUAUUUCUUUCUCUCUCUCCCUAUUUCCUUUUUCUCCAUUUUCUCCUUUCUGCACUUUUCCUUCGAGAAAAGAACGUUGUCGCGUAGCCCACGGAAUAAUCCGUUAGAAAAUUCUGUUCUCGCAUAGAGU